AUGAUUGUUGCUGUUGAUGUUGAUGUUGCUGUUGAUUUUGAUAUUGUUGAUUUUGAUUUUGAGUCUGUGACUGUUGAUGAAUUUGUGGUGGUAAUAAUGGCUGGUGAUGGUGUUGUUGUUGAGUUGAAGAUUGAAAAAUUGAUUGUUGAUGUGGCAGUGGUGCUUGCUGGAACAAUUGUGGCAGUUGUUGCAUUGGUUGUUGUUGUUGAUUAUGAGGUAGUUGUUGUUGCAUUUGAAAUUGUGACUGUGGUUGAAAUGAUGGCAUUUGUGAUUGUGUAA
Messenger RNA from Entrophospora sp. SA101, 279 nucleotides. NCBI's taxonomy places the organism in Eukaryota, Fungi, Glomeromycota, Glomeromycetes, Entrophosporales, Entrophosporaceae. The record is from the annotation of a GenBank genome assembly.